Molecule: messenger RNA, 1878 nt
Organism: Magnusiomyces paraingens
Lineage: Eukaryota; Fungi; Ascomycota; Dipodascomycetes; Dipodascales; Dipodascaceae
Exons: 3
Coding region: 1-1878 (625 amino acids)
Biological process (GO): transmembrane transport; amine transport
Molecular function (GO): amine transmembrane transporter activity
Source: RefSeq, a predicted model, not a curated record
AUGAAUAAUUUGGAAAAAGAUCUUGAAAAAGAGAUUGCUGUUCUUCCUCAAACUAUCAUUCAGGAAGACAGCAGUAGCACUCUCGACGAUUCAGACAAGGCAUCCUCAACAGACUUUACAAAUAAAAAGAAUGCUGAAAUCCUGAUAAAAUCUUCCUCUCCAGAACCUGACCCAACAUCAACAAUUAUGAAUGAAAAAACUGGGAUCCCAGCUGCUGAAGUUCCACCAGCAGAUCCUCCCAAACCACCUCCAUACACUGCAUUUCCUCUUUGGAGAAAACGAUUAAUUCUGGGACUGGUGACAGCAGCUGGAUUUCUUGGACCAUUGUCAGGAAGUAUCUAUUUGCCUGUUCUCCAGGUAAUUAAGAAGGAAUUUAGCAUAUCAACGACUGUGGCCAACACUACGAUUGCUGUUUUUAUGAUUGUUUUUGCAUUUGCUCCUCUGUUAUGGGCAUCUUGGGCCGACUUUGGUGGCAGAAAGUUUCUCUAUAUUGUUUCUCUAAUCAUUUAUAUUGCCUCGUGUAUUUGUCUGGCAGCAUUGCCAGCUCAUACUGCUGUCAUUUUUGUUUUUCGAAUAGUCCAAGCGUUUGGUGCAUCUAGUGUACAGUCCCUCGGUGCCGGAACAGUUGCUGAUUUGGUUGAACCCAAAAAUCGUGCUUCUGCUAUUGCUGUAUUUAUGCUAGGCCCACAAUUGGGUCCUGUUGUAGGUCCUAUUCUUGGUGGUGCGAUUGCUGCAAAUGACGAUUGGAGAUGGAUUUUUGGAUUUUUGGCUAUUAUUGGUGCCGUUAUUCUUUUAAUGUUUAUCUUUAUGCUUCCUGAAACGUUGAGAUACCUUGUUGGCAAUGGUGCAAUUUACGAAAACAAGUUGUUUGUUCAUCCUCAUUUGAGACAAAAGAAGAUUGUUUUUGAUGACAAGAGAUUUCCUAAACCUCCUAAACCAAGUCUCAUUGGGUACCUAAGAAUCAUGCGUUAUAUUCCGGUUACUCUUGUAUCUAUUAAUGCAGGUCUUUUGUUUGCGACAUAUUAUGGCAUUGCUGUGACUUACUCUAAGUAUCUGUCAAGUCAAUACCAUUUCUCUACUACUGAAGUUGGUCUUGGUUACAUUGUUCCCGGUGUUUCACUUGCUUCUGGAUCCUUGAUUUCUGGACGCGUUUCUGACAAAAUCCGCAAACGCAUGGUUGCAAAUAGCCCUGAUGGAAAGAUUAUUCCUGAACACCGUUUACCAAUUCAGAUUUUUGGCAUCUUGAUAUCAAUGGCUGGUAUUUUAUGUUAUGGGUGGAUGAUUGACAAGCAUGUUCAUGUCGUUAGUGUAAUGGCAUUUUCUUUCAUGGCUGGUUUUGGCAUGACUUGGGUUUUCGUCAUCAAUACAACUUACUUGACUGAAUGUGCUCCUGCAAUGCCAGCCAGCUUGGUUGCCAUUGCCUCAUUUUUCAGAAAUUCUGGUGCUGCCAUUUCGUCAGUCAUUAUUGAACCCUUGAUUAGCAAGAUGGGAGUAGGCUGGUGUUUUACCGGUCUGGCUUUUAUUGAUUUCUUUGGUUUGGCUAUGGUUCUUGCACUUAUUAAAUUUGGUCCAAAAUGGAGACAUAACUUGGAACAAAAGAAGCUCAGAGCAAAGGAAGCAGCAGCUGCAAAGGCAGCAGCUACAGGAAAUAUACCAGCUGGACCAGCAGCUCCAGCAGUACAACAAGUGAGUGAAAUUCCACCACCUGCUCCAGCUGUGAUUGUUCCAUUAUCUGUGACUGAGAGCUUACCAGCUAAACCAGCAUCUCCUGAAAUCCAAAAAAAGCCUGAAGUUAAAGAAUUGACUUCUACGGCAAAUGAUAGUCUGGUACAGAGCUCCGUACAUGAUUCAAAAGUUGAACAACAAAGACAAUUGUAA